AUGGGUAGCUUGUCCAAGUGGUUGAGGAGGUAUGGCAACGCUUGUCCUCACCGCAAGGUCUCGCUGCCGAGUCACGUGUGGAAGACCGGCAAGGUUGACUUCAUCGUCGAUCACAGGGAGAAGGGAGCGGUGACAGCAGUGCAGGACCAGGGUCAUUGCGGCAGCUGCUGGUCCUUCGCUACUGUGGGAGCAGUGGAGGGCGCGUGGGCGGCAGCAGGGAACAAGCUGCUGCCGCUGUCAGUCGAGGAGCUGGUGCAGUGCGACAAGAUGAUGCUGAACUCAGGGUGCGACGGGGGAGUGAUGCAGUACUCCUUCGAGUGGAUCAUUCGCAAUGGCGGCAUCGCAUCAGCUGAGACCUUUCCCUACAUCUCCGGCAAGCUCCCCUACAAAGAUGAUGGCACGUGCAAGACUCGGGUCAAGCUCGCCAGGAACGUGACGAUACGAGACUACUGUGACAUCGACUACCGCGACAUGCUCGGCCUUGAGCAGGCGGUCGUGCGUCAACCAGUGGCGGUGGCUGUGCAGGCUCAGCAGAUGGCGUUCAGGUUCUAUCACGGAGGAAUAAUCUCUAGCUCCAAGUGCGAGAGCAGAAUCGACCAUGGCCUGCUGCUCAAACACUUCUGGCUGCUCAAGAACUCCUGGGGAGACGACUGGGGAGAGGACGGCUAUGUGAGACUGGAGAAGGAGGCUGGCGUCAGCACAUGCGGGGUUGGAGACGCUGCUUCGUACCCGAUCGUGUGA
Guillardia theta CCMP2712 is the source of this 741-nucleotide messenger RNA. RefSeq lists its product as hypothetical. Gene Ontology annotation, molecular function: cysteine-type endopeptidase activity. The record is from RefSeq and is a predicted model, not a curated record. Gene Ontology annotation, cellular component: lysosome. The transcript has 5 exons. NCBI's taxonomy places the organism in Eukaryota, Cryptophyceae, Pyrenomonadales, Geminigeraceae. The coding region runs from base 1 to 741 and encodes 246 amino acids.